Messenger RNA from Triplophysa rosa, 2166 nucleotides. It is a transcript of the gene marchf1, whose product is annotated as membrane-associated ring finger (C3HC4) 1. Gene Ontology annotation, biological process: immune response; antigen processing and presentation of peptide antigen via MHC class II; protein polyubiquitination. Bases 257 to 1810 code for a protein of 517 amino acids. Lineage: Eukaryota; Metazoa; Chordata; Actinopteri; Cypriniformes; Nemacheilidae. The transcript has 7 exons. The record is from RefSeq and is a predicted model, not a curated record. Gene Ontology annotation, molecular function: ubiquitin protein ligase activity; zinc ion binding; MHC protein binding. Gene Ontology annotation, cellular component: late endosome membrane; early endosome membrane; cytoplasm.
CCUGCUCUGCUCCUCUCCCUGUCACAGAUCACACAGGAUGGAACAAGAACCAUUGUCUUAAGCUUUUCUGGGAUGUAGCUCUUUCUUUCAUAGCUCUCGUCUGAGGUCUUGUCCAGGAUAACCUGAUUUCGUUUUUACGACUGUCUGGACGAGCUCUGGAGUGAGUCGGAUUCUUUGUUUCCAUGCCGACCCUUAGGAUGGUGUGUCUGUUGUCUUUGGUGGACUGAGGUAUCCCACAGUGCCGAGCACUGCUAGAAUGCCUGUGCAUCAAAUAUCGGUCGUGCCUAUCGCCAAGGAGACUGCCAGCAACAUUCGGAGCUCCAGCAGGACUAGAGACAAGAGUAAAGAGAAUGAGGGUGAGAAGGCACAUAGGCGAUCAGGAAGUCGAUCCAGCAGUAUUUCUAAGGGGAGUAGUUCCAAGGAGUCCCAUGGUGCCGUGCUAAAAAGCGUUUCUCAAACAUCAGUCACACCCUCCUCUCAGGACAUAUGCAGCGGUUACACUAAACUUGAUGGCCCAGAUCAGACCACACCCAUCAUGCCCAUAAGCCACGCCCCUGACUCUGCCCCCAACGUGAAGCGACAAGUCAAACGUCGUGUUCGGCGGCGACUGGAGAGCAGCGGAACCAGAGCCGGGUGUGUCACAGAGUAUGUGAACCAACCAAGACCUUCACGGUCACAUAAACAAGUGUGCACACACUCUCACUCAUCCUCUGAAGACGAGCAACGCUGGAAAGAGGCUCGCUCCUGGAGCCGUCAGAAAGCGAGACGGAGGUGCAGCGGCAGCCGUCACGCACAUACACGGUCCCGUGAAGCACGGGACAGCGUUGAGCUUGUGUCUGUCAACUCAGACGAGGGACAGAAAGAGAACAAGCCACCGCAUUGCAAGGGUCCCAGCACCAAGGGUCACAAAAAAGUUCAGUCAAAAAGGGAGGAGCACGGGAGCCAGGCAGCCAAUCACAGCAGAGAGGGUGGGCGUGGCAGUAGUAGGUGUGGAAGUGAGGAGGAGCCUAUUACAAAGUCAUAUGAGGAGCGAGGUUCAGGACACCCAGUUAUGGCUGUCCCAUCUGCCUACAAAUGCACAUUUUCCACCAAUCAAAAUGGCACAGCUCAUCAAGCAUGCACUGAUGAUGAACUAGAGGUGUGCAGAAUCUGUCACUGUGAAGGUGAUGAAGAAUGUCCCCUCAUCACUCCCUGCCGCUGUACAGGAAGUUUGCGUUUUGUGCAUCAGACUUGUCUGCACCAAUGGAUCAAGAGCUCUGAUACACGCUGCUGUGAGCUGUGCAAAUAUGACUUCAUCAUGGAAACACACCUCAAACCACUGCGCAAGUGGGAGAAGCUGCAGAUGUCUACAAGUGAACGGCGAAAGAUCUUCUGCUCUGUAACCUUUCACCUGGCAGCCGUGUUGUGUGUCAUCUGGUCUCUUUAUGUUCUGAUUGACCGCACAGCCGAAGAAAUCCGACAUGGAAAGAACAAUGCGUUGCUGCGUUUGUCCCCUCUCCCUGCCGUAGGCGUGCUGGAGUGGCCGUUCUGGACGAAGCUUAUUGUGGUGGCCGUUGGCUUCGCUGGAGGACUCAUCUUCAUGUACAUUCAGUGCAAAGUCUACCUGCAGCUGUGGAGGAGGCUGAAGGCUUUCAACAGGAUCAUCUUUGUACAGAACUGCCCCGACACCGCCCGCAAUGGAGAUAACAGGCCGGCCCUGGUCACCCAAAGCAACGGGAGACAGGAGGUGGUGGAUUUUACUGGACAACAGACACAAACAAACAUGUCCUGCCCCGCCCCCACGGGAAGUCUGGAGAUGGCACCAGUUUGACAGUGGGUGUAGCUGUUUCCUGCCUCUUGUCAAAAAUGGGCUUGAGGAAAAAAAGCUGGACGCAUCUGAAAUGGCUCGUUGGUUGCUGAUAGGUGCUUGGCACGUUUUUUUGGUGCACUUUAAGGUUUAAAGAGUGGGGAAAAUCUAGCCAAGGACUACUGGUGUUGUAAUUUAGAUAUAAAAAAGCACUGUGCAUCUGUUUCAGAAUAAGUCCUAAUUUUUCCCAAACUGAGCAGCAGUUGCAUUGUAAUCCUCUAUGGCUCACACCCUUAAUAGUCACACUCAUUUUACUUAGUUUACCUCAAAGAAAUAGUGACAUUUUAAAAACAUUAAAUAAAAAUCCCCAUGUUCUCCCU